AUGGAUGUGAUGGUUUACACCAUGCACUUUUUAAUAGCCAAAAAAGUCACUCUAGCCCUUUUAUUUCCAUUAGCCACACCUGCUGCUGCGGCCCCUGCUCCCUCUCAGGCAAAGCCUAAAGAGGGCAAAACUAACCCCAAGCUGUCCUCUUCUCCUCACACCACCGCUCCUAAGCCAGUUCCUGCUGGACGCAGGAAACGCUCCUCUCUAUCUGCCUCCUCAAGCUCCCCUACCUCUCCUAAAUCUGCCUCUGGCGCUCGUGCUACCCCUCCAUGCUCCCCUUUGGCCUCUACUCCAGCUGACUGUCCUGUAGCUGGGAAAACUGAGCAGACUGCUCCCAGGGUGGUAAAGGCUGGCAAACAAGGGAAGCAACAGAAAGCAAAGAAUUUUAAACCUGCUGAACCUGAGCAAGCACCUCCCUCUGCCUCUAAGCCUGCUCAGGAUCCUGCACCAGUUGCAGCUCUGCCGUCUCUUGCUAUACCAGUACCAGAAGUAGCAAAAUCAGCAGGAGAUGGAAAUGCUUCCCCUGUCUCUCCCAAAAUUGCUGUGGCUCCUGUUGCCUUUAAAGUAACUUCUAAAUCUGCUGCCCCAGCACCAAAGUCAUUUACAGAAGCUGUGGCCGCCAGUCCACCCAAAGUGGCUGAAGCCCCCAAGGUUGCCCCUGAAGCUCCAAAAGUAGCAACCCCUGCUGUUUCAGAUGCCAAGACUCCUUUGCCUUCAAAAGCAGCUGCUAAGCCUGUCCCUGCCCAAGUGCCAAAUGUGAACACAGCCACUGCUGCUCCCCCAAAACCUGCUCCUGCAGCAUUUGAGGAUGAUGAUCUCCCACCUCUCUUACCACCUGAGAAUCCUUUUACAAUGCCUGCUUUCCCCCCUAUGCCACCUAGUAUAAUGCCCGUAGUUACCCCACCAGCUCCUAAAGCAGAACCUGUCUCUACCAGACAAGUUGAAUCUGCCCCUAAAGCAAAGGCUACUCCCAAAGCUAAGCCAGCUCCUAAGGCUGAACAGAAAGCAGCACCUGCCCCAAAAGUUGAGGCUGCACCUAAAAUUGACCCUACUCCUGCCCCUAAAGUUGCAGUCCGUUCUGUCCCUAAGACUGAGGCUGCUCCUACACCUAAAUCUCAGGCUGUCCCUAAGGUUGAGGCUGCUCCUGCAUCUAAAGAAAAGUCUUCCCCUAGCCCUAAAGCUGAGCCUGUUCCUGCCCCUAAAGCUGAGUUUGCUUCUGCCGCUAAAGUUAAGCCUGUUGCUGCUCCUAAAGCUGAGGCAGCGGCUGCUAAAGUUGAGGCUGUUCCUGCCCUUAAAGUUGAGGCUGUUCCUGCCCCUAAAGGCAAGCCUACCCCUAAAGCUGAGGCUGCUGUUCCUAAGGUUGAGUCUUCUGCCCCUAAAGUUGAGGCUGCCCCUAAAGUUAUGUCUGUUGCUGCUCCUAAAGCUGAGGCGGCGGCUGCUAAAGUUGAGGCUGUUCCUGCCCCUAAAGUUGAGGCUGCCCCUAAAGUUAAGCCUGUUGCUGCUCCUAAAGCUGAGGCGGCGGCUGCUAAAGUUGAGGCCGUUUCUGCCCUUAAAGUUGAGGCUGUUCCUGCUCCUAAAGUUGAGGCUGUUCCUGCUCCUAAAGUUGAGGCUGCCCCUGCUCCUAAAGUUGAGGCUGCUGCUGCUCCUAAAGUUGAGGCUGCUGUUCCUAAGGUUGAGUCUUGUGCUUCUAAAGUUGAGGCUGCCCCUAAAGUUAAGCCUGUUGCUGCUCCUAAAGCUGAGGCGGCGGCUGCUAAAGUUGAGGCUGUUUCUGCCCCUAAAGUUGAGCCUGCCCCUGCUUCCAAAGCUGAGGCUGCUCCUGCCCCUAAAGGCAAGCCUACCCCUAAAGCUGAGGCUGCUGCUCCUAAGGUUGAGUCUUCUGCCCCUAAAGAUGAGGCCGCCCGUAAAGUUAAGCCUGUUUCUGCCUCUAAAGUUGAGGCUGCAGCUUCUAAAGUUAAGUCCGCUCCGGCCCCUAAAGUUAAGCCUACCCCUGCUACUAAAGUUGAGGCUGCCCCUACCCCUAAAGCUGAACCUGUCCUUUUCACUAAAGUUGAGCCAGCCCCUGUUCCCAAACCAGUUAAAGCCCCAUCCAUACUGGAGCCAGUCAUCAAGAACGACAAGGGGUCUGGCAUUUUAAAUAGGUUGAUUCACUGUGCCUAA
This is a messenger RNA of Sinocyclocheilus grahami, 2160 nucleotides long. RefSeq names its product nascent polypeptide-associated complex subunit alpha, muscle-specific form-like. The transcript is spliced from 5 exons. Bases 1 to 2160 code for a protein of 719 amino acids. Lineage: Eukaryota; Metazoa; Chordata; Actinopteri; Cypriniformes; Cyprinidae. The record is from RefSeq and is a predicted model, not a curated record.